AUGGAAAGCCGAGGCGGCGGCGCUCAGCACGUAGCGAGCGCUGGCGGCGGGGCCCCUCGGCCGGGCCAGGAUGCGGGGCGCAGGCGGGCGCCGGCGUCCGGGAGCAUCCUCGGCGGCCGCACCGCGCGGCGUGGGGACCGCGGGACCGCAGCCGCCCGGCCGCCGCCUCCUCCUCCCGCUCCCGCGGGGUCGGCCCCGCAGCCCCCAGAGACGCCGCUUACCUGCGUGCGGGCGGUGGGGGCGGCCGCUGGGGCCGGGGCCACGCCGCCGCCCGAGGGCGCGGACGCCCCCUGCCCGCGCCGCGGAGCCCCCGCCCGGCCCACGCCGCCGGAGCCGAGCCGGAGCCGCGCCGGUGCCCCCGCCAGCGCCGACGCCGCGCUGCGCUCCGCGGGGCCGCGGGGACCACAACUCCCACAAUGCCGCGCGCGCCGCGGGCGGGGGAGGGGGCGCGGCGGGCGGCUGCGGGGCGGGGCGGGGCGGGGCCGGGCCGGGACCCCCGACGCCGGCGGCGCGCGCCCCGCGCGGCUGACCCGAGGCCGGAGCGGCGGUGGCCCGGGCAGCAGGACGCGCUGCCGCCCAGUUCGAGCGUGCGCGGGCGGCGGCGUGCGUUCACCGAGUCCGGGCGCAGCAAUUCAGCCGCUGGUCGUCCCCCCUCGAACCCACCUCUAUCAUAUCCCAGAAUCCACCUUGUCCCUGUCCCAGAACCCACCUCUCCCCCUGUCCCAGAACCCACCUCUCACCCAUAUCCCAGAAUCCACCUUGCCUCUGUUCCAGAACCCACCUGGUCCCUGA
Messenger RNA from Diceros bicornis minor, 792 nucleotides. Its product is annotated as formin-2-like. The record is from RefSeq and is a predicted model, not a curated record. The transcript is spliced from 3 exons. Bases 1 to 792 code for a protein of 263 amino acids. Lineage: Eukaryota; Metazoa; Chordata; Mammalia; Perissodactyla; Rhinocerotidae.